Messenger RNA from Nicrophorus vespilloides, 556 nucleotides. RefSeq names its product lipopolysaccharide-induced tumor necrosis factor-alpha factor homolog. Lineage: Eukaryota; Metazoa; Arthropoda; Insecta; Coleoptera; Silphidae. Bases 147 to 449 code for a protein of 100 amino acids. Gene Ontology annotation, molecular function: zinc ion binding. The transcript is spliced from 3 exons. The record is from RefSeq and is a predicted model, not a curated record.
AUGUAAUUGAUGAUUGCGCGAUUCGCAGCACGUCCACAUCAUGAACAUCGACUCAUUCAAGUGUUAACAACGCGCUAGUUCAGUCUAAAGUAUAUUAAGCCAACGGACUUCGCUCAUAUUUACUGAUUUAAAUACAGGGAAUAAGGAUGAGUAAACAAGCACCACCUCCGCCUUAUUAUCAACCGAAUGCACCUGCACCUAUACCACAAGUACAUGUAAUGUCAAAUUUUGGACCUGAUCCUCAAAGAUGCGUGUGUCCAUCCUGUCACGCAGAAGUGUUAACUUCAAUGAAGACGCAGGCCACAACAAAAACUCAUCUUAUGGCUUUGCUCUUGUGCCUUUUUAUGUGUAUUCCGUGCGUUUGCGUACCGUACUGCAUGGACUCAUGCCAAAACCGAAAUCACUACUGUCCGAACUGCCAGGCGUAUUUAGGCAAAUACGAAAGUUAAAAUCGCAACCACACAUGUAAACUUUGCUUCGUAUACGUUUAUAUAUCCGCAAAAGUCUAAAGAUAUGUUUUUAAAUAAUAUAAUAAAAUUACAUUACUUUCAAUUAA